AAAGAAGCCGAUGGGUCGCUCAGACCUCGCCGAGCUCGUCCUAACCACAACGAUUGGCCGACAUUUAUCACCGAGUGUGGCGUAUCUGAAACCCCACGCCGCUUGGAAGUUGACGCCCGCUGGUGGAUCGAUAGCUCGAAUGGUGAUGUCAAGCUUGUCCUCCUGCUUUUUGUAUCGGUGAAAACCAAAACUAUACGGAUUGAGCUGUGGAAACAAGCCAUGGUCGAAAAUCCACAACGGACCCGCACGAACGAUGAAGAUGAAGUUAUCAGACCAACUCUCAAAAGAGUAAUCAAUAUUACCCCCGAAUCGGUCACCGGUGCCCCUUUGAAGUUGAACUUUAGAGAUCUCUUUUUACGCAAGCCCAAGAAAGACCGUGGAGAGGGCAAUUAUGUCAUCACCGAGCCGGAUUUGAGAUCCUAUUACGAGGCCAUCUGG
Messenger RNA from Tuber aestivum (summer truffle), 438 nucleotides. Lineage: Eukaryota; Fungi; Ascomycota; Pezizomycetes; Pezizales; Tuberaceae. The record is from the annotation of a GenBank genome assembly.